This is a messenger RNA of Rhincodon typus (whale shark), 6069 nucleotides long. RefSeq names its product otoferlin a (gene otofa). NCBI's taxonomy places the organism in Eukaryota, Metazoa, Chordata, Chondrichthyes, Orectolobiformes, Rhincodontidae. Gene Ontology annotation, molecular function: calcium ion binding; AP-2 adaptor complex binding. Gene Ontology annotation, cellular component: synaptic vesicle membrane; presynaptic active zone membrane. The record is from RefSeq and is a predicted model, not a curated record. The transcript is spliced from 47 exons. The coding region runs from base 1 to 6069 and encodes 2022 amino acids. Gene Ontology annotation, biological process: synaptic vesicle priming; plasma membrane organization.
AUGGCUCUCUUGGUCCACCUGAAAACCGUCACCGACCUCCGAGGGAAAGGAGACAGGAUCGCCAAAGUAGCUUUCCGAGGGCUCUCAUUUUAUACAAGAGUUAUAGAAAACUGUGAAGAUGAAGCGCCAUUUGAUGAGACUUUCCAAUGGCCUAUUGCCAGUAACAUUGAUGGAAAUGAGAUUUUGGAGAUCCAAGUUUACAACUACAGCAAAGUCUUUACAAAUAGAUAUUUCAUUGACAUCUUUGGUAACCACCAACAGUGGAGCCUGGAUAUGAAUGUCCUACAGACCUGUGUCUCCAUUGAGAUAAAAUACCAGGCUAUGGACGGGACUGUUGGAGUCUGGAAUGACAGUGAAUUCUUAGAAAAUCUGAACCAAAAAGCAACGCAUGAGGCAACCUUUCACUUUGAGACAGACAGUUUACUCUCUGGCCAGAGUCAGGGAUCAGGAACUUCUCCAGGUCGAUCCCACCAAUGUCUCUUAGGAGAAAGGAAAAACGCAGGAAAGGACGUUACCAAGCCUAAGGCUGACAAGGGAAAAAAAGAAAGCAAAGAAAAAACAAGUGGAAAAGGAGUCUUCUCAGGAAUGAAACUUGGAAAGGCACGUCAUGCUAAAGAUGAUCAUAAGAAGAGUCAUGGAGAUGAACCUGCAGUCCUGGAAACAGAAGACCUGGAUAGAAAAGCCAUGCGUCUUGGUGGGGGUUUGGAUCCUGACACCAUCUCACUGGCUUCUGUCACUGCAGUCACCACCAAUGUCUCAAACAAAAGGUCAAAACCUGAUAUCAAAAUGGAACCCAGUGCAGGUAGACCCCAGGACUACCAAGUGAGUAUCACAAUCAUUGAAGCAAGACAGCUCGUGGGAUUGAACAUGGACCCAGUUGUAUGUGUUGAAAUCGGGGAUGAGAAGAAAUAUACAAGUAUGAAGGAAUCGACAAACUGUCCCUAUUACAAUGAGUACUUCGUCUUUGAUUUUCAUGUGUCUCCAGAUGUCAUGUUUGAUAAAAUAGUCAAGCUCUCGGUAAUUCAUUCCAAAAACCUCCUGCGUAGUGGGACAUUGGUGGGCAUGUUCAAGCUUGAUAUAGGAACUAUCUAUUCACAGCCAGAGCAUCAAUUCUACCACAGAUGGGCCAUACUCUGUGACCCUGGGGACAUCACCACUGGGGUGAAAGGCUACUUAAAGUGUGACAUAGCUGUCGUUGGGAAGGGGGAUAAUAUCAAGACACCACACAAGUCUAAUGAGACUGAUGAAGAUGAUAUAGAAGGGAACUUAUUGCUCCCUGAAGGAGUACCCUCAGAGAGGCAGUGGGCAAGGUAUUAUGUCAAGGUCUACAGAGCAGAGGGACUUCCGAAGAUGAACACCAGCAUAAUGGCUAACAUGAAGAAGGCAUUCAUUGGAGAAAACAAAGAUUUAGUCGAUCCCUAUGUUCAAGUAUCAUUUGCAGGACAAAAGGGAAAAACCAGUGUCCAAAAAAGCACAUAUGAACCAGCAUGGAAUGAGCAAGUCAUAUUUACUGAAAUGUUUCCACCUCUCUGCACACGAAUAAAAAUCCAGAUCCGAGAUUCCGACAAAGUGAAUGAAGUUGCUAUAGGAACACAUUUUGUCGACCUGAGAAAGAUUUCAAAUGAUGGUGACAAAGGAUUUCUGCCCACCUUUGGUCCUUCCUGGGUGAACAUGUAUGGGUCCACUCGUAACUACACCUUAAUGGAUGAACAUCAGGAUUUAAACGAGGGUCUCGGUGAAGGUGUUUCGUUUAGAGCCCGAUUACUCAUUAGCAUUGGUAUGGAAGUCUUAGACACAGCCUCAACAGAGAUAAUAAGCUCCACUGAUAUUCAAGUGGAGUCAAUACAACGGAUAUCAGAUCUUGCGACGGGAAAAUUGGAAGAGUUCUUUCUCUUUGGAGCCUUCCUGGAAUCAACAAUGCUUGACAGAAGAAUUGGAGAUAAACCAGUCAAUUUUGAAGUUACAAUUGGUAACUACGGGAACCAAAUUGAUGGAAUAAGCAAGCCAGCAGUUCGCAAGAAAAAAGGGGGAAGGGACACUGAUGAGGAGGAGUCAGAACUUCUCCAGAACUCAAGUGAAGAUGAAGUCGAUGAUGAUGGAGACGUGGAGCCUGUGUCCUGCACUCCACCGAUGAAACCCGUUAUUACCGACAGAAACUACUUCCAUUUGCCAUACUUUGAAAAGAAGCCAUGCACCUACAUCAAAAGCUGGUGGCAAGACCAGCGAAGACGCCUCUACAAUGCAAACAUUAUGGACAAGAUUGCAGACAAGCUGGAGGAGGGCCUCAAUGAUGUUCAGGAGAUCCUGAAGACGGAGAAACCCCACCCAGAGCGUCGGCUCCGAGGUGUCCUGGAGGAAUUGAGCAUUGGUUGCAGCCGUUUUGUGUCACUGGCAAACAAGGAUCAAAGUACAUCAGGGAGGACAAAACUGGAUAGGGAGAGGCUUAAAUCCUGCAUAAGAGAAAUGGAGAACAUGGCACAGCAAGCGAAGACGAUGAGAACGCAGGUAAAGAAGAACACACUAAAGGACAAACUUAAACAGGUCCACGUGUUUCUUCAUAAACUCCGCUUUAUGGCUGAUGAGCCUCAGCAUAGCAUCCCUGAAAUAUUCAUCUGGAUGAUGAGCAACAACAAACGGAUUGCAUAUGCUCGAAUUCCAUCCAAGGAUAUUCUUUAUUCCAUAGUAGAUGAAGAAACAGGCAAAGAUUGUGGCAAAGUUAAGACCGUGUUUCUCAAGCUCCCAGGAAAACGAGGCUUUGGGACUGCAGGUUGGACUGUUCAAGCUAAAAUCGAGGUUUACUUUUGGCUGGGAUUAAAUAAGCAACGGAAGGAUUUCCUGAGUGGCCUGCCCAGUGGAUACGAAGAGAACAAAGCAGUCAAGGGCCAAGGAUUGCAGCCCUUCCCUCCUAUAAGUCUGACCUAUACCAAGAAGCAGCUCUUCCAGCUCCGAGUUCACAUGUACCAAGCACGAAGUCUGUGUGCUGCCGAUAGCAGUGGCCUGUCAGAUCCUUUUGCACGUGUCUUCUUCUCUACACAGAGCCAAUGCACUGAGGUUUUGCAGGAGACUCUAUGCCCGACAUGGGACCAGUUGCUGGUGUUUGAUAAUGUUGAGCUAUAUGGUGAAGCACAGGAACUUAGAGAUGACCCUCCCAUUGUUGUCAUUGAAAUUUAUGACCAGGAUACUGUGGGGAAAGCGGAGUACAUUGGUCGAACAUUUUCAAAGCCUGUGGUAAAGAUGGCAGAGGAGGAAUAUUGUCCUCCUCGCUUCCCUCCACAACUGGAGUAUUAUCAGAUCUACCGGGGGAAUUCCACUGCCGGAGAUUUGCUGGCUGCUUUUGAACUCCUGCAGAUUCCUCCCUCGGGAAAACACAAUCUGCCACCAAUUGAUGGUCCAACAGACUCUGACCGUGGUCCAAUUCUCCCUGUUCCGAAGGGGAUCCGGCCUGUGCUGAGCAGGUACAGGAUUGAGAUUCUCUUUUGGGGUCUGAGGGAUCUGAAGCGCGUGAAUCUAGCACAGGUUGACCGGCCGAGAGUUGAUAUUGAAUGCGCUGGGAAAGGUGUUCAAUCUGCAGUCAUUCAGAACUACAAGAAAAAUCCAAAUUUCAGUAUUUUGGUCAAGUAUUUUGAAGUGGAUCUGCCAGAAAAUGAACUUCUUCACCCUCCUCUUAAUAUUCGUGUGGUAGACUGCCGUGCGUUCGGCAGGUACACUCUGGUUGGCUCACAUGCUGUUGGUUCCUUGAGAAAGUUCAUCUACCGACCACCAGAUAACAAAAUUCAGAACUGGGUGAAUGCAGCGAAACUAAUGCAUGGAUACCAGGUAUUGGCAAAUGGAGGUCCGCUCUUUCACCCUGCAGGAGAUAUCAACAUUAACAUGGAAACAGAGGUCCCAGUGAAGAAAAUGGAGACUGUUGUCAAGCUGGAUGCCAACUCCGAUGCUGUUGUUAAGGUUGAUGCGAACGAGGAUGAGAAAUCGAAAAAGAAGAAAAAAAAGAAGGGAGAGGAAAUCGAAGAGGAGGAGCCCGAUGAAAGCAUGCUGGACUGGUGGUCGAAAUAUUUCGCCUCCAUCGAGACACUCAUGGAGCGUAUCCGACAGCAGGAAGCAGCUGCAGCUGAGGCAGAGGAGAAGGAGGACAUGGAAAUAGCAGCAGAGGGUAAAUUAGAUCUCAAAAUUGAUGACUCUCCUAUGAAAGGCACGAAACAGUCCAAGAGUAAAGACAAGGCCAAAGCACAGGAGAAAGAGAAGAAGAAGAAACAGCUUGAGAUGGUUGAAAAGAAGGAGAAGGUGAAAAUUGAUGAAUUACAGGUUUAUGACAAGGAAUUAGAGACUGAGUUCGGAAACUUUGAAGACUGGCUCCACACUUUUAAUCUUUACCGAGGCAAAAUUGGAGAUGAUGAUGACAGCUGCACAGAUGAAGAAAGAAUUGUUGGGAGAUUUAAAGGCUCCAUCUGUGUGUACAAAGUACCUCUACCAGAAGAUAUUGCUCGAGAAGCAGGUUAUGAACCCACGUUUGGGAUGUUCCAGGGAAUUCCAAACAAUGACCUUGUCAAUGUUUUAGUCAGAGUAUAUGUAGUGAGGGCCACAGACUUGCAUCCAGCUGACAUCAAUGGUAAAGCAGAUCCGUACAUUGUCGUUAAACUCGGCAAGACAGAAAUCAGAGACAAGGAGAACUAUAUUUCCAAGCAACUCAAUCCUGUUUUUGGAAAGUCUUUUGAUAUUGAAGCCACAUUUCCGAUGGAGUCUAUGCUGACUGUGUCAAUAUAUGACUGGGAUUUAGUGGGUACAGAUGAUCUAAUCGGAGAAACCAAACUAGACUUGGAAAAUCGCUACUACAGCAAACACAGAGCAACAUGUGGCAUUGCGCAGCAAUAUUCUGUUCAUGGAUACAAUAUGUGGAGAGAUCCUGUGAAACCAACACAACUGCUGACCAAACUCUGCAAAGAAAACAAAAUAGACGGACCUCAUUUCGGACCAGGAGGAAGAGUGAAGGUUGCUAACAGAGUCUUUACAGGGCCAACAGAGAUUGAGGAUGAAAAUGGUGUAAAGAAAGAGACCGAUGAACACUUGUCCCUCAUUGUUCUACACCACUGGGAGGAGUUGCCACGAGUUGGCUGCAAGUUGGUCCCUGAACAUGUGGAAACUAGACCUCUGCUAAACCCUGAGAAACCAGGCAUUGAGCAGGGUCGCAUUGAAAUGUUCGUUGACAUGUUUCCAAAGGACAUGCCUGCACCAGGAGCGCCAAUUGAUAUAUCACCACGGAAGCCAAAGAAAUAUGAGCUUAGAGUGAUAGUUUGGAAUACUGAUGAGGUUAUCUUGGAAGACGAUGAUUACUUCACUGGAGAGAAAUCUAGUGACAUUUUUGUCAGGGGCUGGCUGAAAGGACAACAGGAGGACAAGCAAGACACUGACGUACACUAUCAUUCAUUGACUGGCGAAGGCAAUUUCAACUGGAGGUUUAUCUUCCCCUUUGAUUAUUUGAUGGCUGAGGAGAAGAUUGUCAUCUCCAAGAAGGAAUCCAUGUUUUCCUGGGAUGAGACAGAGUACAAGAUCCCAGCUCGCCUGACUCUGCAAGUGUGGGAUGCUGACCAUUUCUCAGCAGAUGACUUCCUUGGUGCGAUUGAAUUGGACCUGAACCGAUUUACACGUGGAGCAAAAACAGCUAAACUCUGCACCAUUGAAAUGGCUACAGAUGAAUCUGCUUUCCCUACUGUUUCCAUUUUUAAACAGAAGAGGGUGAAGGGCUGGUGGCCAUUUGUGGCCAGAAAUGAAAAUGAUGAAAUGGAGCUUACAGGUAAAGUGGAGGCUGAGUUACACUUACUGACAGCAGAAGAAGCUGAGAAGAGCCCUGCAGGACUGGCUCGUAAUGAACCAGAGCCACUGGAGAAGCCAAAUCGACCUGACACCAACUUUAUCUGGUUUAUGAACCCUCUAAAGUCCAUCAGAUAUUUUAUCUGGCACAACUAUCGUUGGUUGAUUUUGAAGAUCCUCGCAGUUGUGCUCCUUCUCCUUCUGGUCGGGCUCUUCCUUUAUUCAAUGCCUGGUUACCUGGUCAAGAAGAUUCUUGGAGCCUGA